CAUGGUGAAGCUGGGCUUCAGCUUCGGGAAGUUUGGCAGAGACUACGGGUACCAGGAUGGGGUUACCAUGGACAGCGUCCCUCUGAUCAGCCCCCUGGAUGUCAGCCAGCUCCAGCCACCAUACUCUGACCAGCUCAGGGGCCUCCCGGGUCGUCUCUGUGCACAGGUGGUCAUCAAGACACAGACGGAAUAUGGACUGCCCCCCGCAGAACCGAUGAAGAAGUUCCCAGACCUGGAGGCCCAGAAGCUGGCCUCCACCAACCUGGACGAAGGACGCGGGAUGCCCCCGGCCCGUAUGCUGGCCUUCGCCAUGGCCAUCAUGGGCUGCCUCCUGAUCAUGUACAAGGCGCUCUGGUAUGACCAGUUCUCCUGCCCAGAAGGCUUCCUGGUUCGGCACAAGAUGUGCACCCCGAUGUCGCUGGAGAUGUACUACGCCGAGAUGGGCCCCGAGCGCCACCGCAGCAUCCUGGCGGCCAUGGGCGCCUAUCCGCUCAGCCGUAAGCCGGGCACCGAGGCGCCCCUGGUCUGGAGGAAGGUCCACCCCAUGUUCAAGGAGGGGCUCAAGGCGUCCGCCCCGGCGGGCCCGGCCGCCACCGAGGCCCCCACGAAGCCGGCGGCAGGCACCCGGGAGGAGGAGGAAAAGGAGAAGGAGAAGGAGGAGGAGAAGGAGAAGGAGAAGGAGGAGGAGAAGGAGGAGAAGGAGAAGAAGGAGGAGAAGGAGGAGAAGGAGAAGAAGGAGGAGGAGAAGGAGGAGGCAGCGGCGCCCAAGGCGGAGGGGAGCGCCCCGCCCCCGGCCCUGGCCCCGCAGUGAGCCCGCCUCCCGCCCGGAGCACCAAGCCCCGUAGUGGGCGCUCUCACCCCUCUGCCCUUCUCCGCAGCGCCGCUCAUCCCCCCGCGGCCCCCCUGACCGCCCCGCCAGAUGCUGCCCCGCCACGUGGUCGUGCCCCGGUUCCCCGGACCCCGCUGCCGCCUGCCCCCCGGAGCCUCCGCUGUCUGCCGCUUUUCUCUAAAUAAAGAGUCACACCCACCAGG
Molecule: messenger RNA, 1032 nt
Organism: Pipistrellus kuhlii (Kuhl's pipistrelle)
Lineage: Eukaryota; Metazoa; Chordata; Mammalia; Chiroptera; Vespertilionidae
Gene: CALY
Product: calcyon neuron specific vesicular protein
Exons: 5
Coding region: 2-811 (269 amino acids)
Biological process (GO): endosomal transport; G protein-coupled dopamine receptor signaling pathway; clathrin coat assembly
Cellular component (GO): endosome; membrane
Molecular function (GO): clathrin light chain binding
Source: RefSeq, a predicted model, not a curated record